Messenger RNA from Aureobasidium musti, 1499 nucleotides. Lineage: Eukaryota; Fungi; Ascomycota; Dothideomycetes; Dothideales; Saccotheciaceae. The record is from the annotation of a GenBank genome assembly.
UCCCUGGAGCGAAUUUGAUGCAGAACGUCCUUCCGAGUCGACCAUCGCUUAUUCGAUUGACAAAACAGGCUCUGUUCUUUCUUCUUCCAAGUUUCGUGCAGAGCAGUCUACGGCCUUCGGUGCAUACAGAGUCCGGAAAACCACUUCACUCAACAGCAUGGCUAGACGGUAUGCGUGGUUUGGCCGCUCUCUUUGUCUUUGUGCAGCAUCUUUCGUACCCAGUACACGACGUCUUUUCGGCCUGGACGCCCGAACCCGGUUACAACCAUUUCCUGCGACUACCUUUUGUUCGCUUCUUCUAUGACGGUGCCUUUAUGGUGGCGAUUUUCUUUGUGCUUUCCGGUUUCGCACUUUCCUACAAGCCUGUCAGACAGAUGCGCAAUGGAGAGAUAGACGCCUUGGUACAGACACUAUCGUCUUCUGUCUUUCGGCGGGCCGUUCGUCUUUACCUGCCGUGUGUCGCAUCUACUCUGUUGAUCGUGUUGUUCCUUCGCAUCGGACUCUACGAAUGGACCAGAGAAAUCGCUUAUGAUCCUAUGCGUCUACCUGCAGAUCGAGAACCUCAUCCUGAGCGCACCAACACGACAGGCGAGCAAGUCUCCCAUUGGGCUCGCAUAAUCUUAGCCUUUGUCAAUCCAUUCACAUCUAGGCGCAUCGAGUUGUGGCGAUUGGAUGGUCAUCUGUGGACGAUCCCCAUAGAAUAUCCACACUCACUUGUGCAUUUGACAAGACCCGUUCGCUGGAGCUUAAAUGCCUCUCUCAGAUCAACUNCCAUCGUUCUAUAUGUCACGCAACUUGGACUCUGUCGGGUUUCGGCCAGGGUACGAAUGCUCUGCCUACUGUGCCUGAUUCUUUGUGCGCACCAGGUAGCGCAUUGGUCAAUCAUGUUAUUCUAUGGCGGGUUUCUCCUGGCGGAGCUUGAAAUCCGUCGGACUGAGCGAGCGACUGCAAAGAGCCCAAUAGGUAAAGACGUCUGGUCUUUGCUCUACAUUUUGGCGUUCCUGUUUGCGUUGUAUCUGGGCGCCCAACCGGAAAGACGAAUGGAACAGGCACCUGGUUGGGCAACCCUUAUCUCGUGGAUACCGGCUCAAUUCGAGGACAAAGCGCGGUAUUGGACGACAUGGGGUGCACUUUUACUUGUCUGGUCGACAUCGAGCUCUCUGCUUCUACAGCGCAUCUUUACUAAUCGGGUGCCGCAGUACCUAGGCAAGAUAUCUUUCUCAAUGUAUCUACUUCAUGGGAACAUCAUCCACACCUUGGGAUACGGUUUAUUCGAUUUAUUCUGGAGGUUUACAGGAACAGCUACAUCUCUCCGAAGAGAAGCUGGCUUCGUGUUUGCAGCAUUUUGCGUGCUCGCUGCUACUAUAUGGUUAGCAGACAUCUUCGCGCGAUUGGUGGAUGUUCCAGCAGUAAAACUUGCCAAAUGGCUUGAGGAAAGAUGUACAGCAGAGCUGCCGAUAGAAGAAAAACCUGCGUGGCAUGGAACAAGAAGACUGACC